Molecule: messenger RNA, 630 nt
Organism: Sphenostylis stenocarpa
Lineage: Eukaryota; Viridiplantae; Streptophyta; Magnoliopsida; Fabales; Fabaceae
Source: the annotation of a GenBank genome assembly
AUGGCAGUAGCAAUGCCACAGAGCAAAGUGAUUAUUCUAACAGAUCCUGUGUCUGACGUCUCAGUGCAAAGAAACAGGGUCUCUCUUUAUCCUAUACAAGGUGAAUAUUCACGAGACAAGUUGAUGCUCCAAAGGAUCAGGUCUUACAUUACCUUUUUAGAAACAAGGCUCCAACAACUUUCUCAAAAGCCAAGGGAUAUCACUCAUUACAUCUUCACUGAUUCUGAUAUAGCAGUGGUUGAUGAUUUAGGGCAAGUUUUUCAUGACCAUCCUAAUUUUCAUCUUGCUCUGACCUUUAGGAACAAUAAGGCUCAACCUUUGAAUUCAGGAUUCAUUGCAGUUAAGGGUACCCCGGAAGCAAUUUUAAGGGCAAAGCUUUUCCUACAAGAGGUCUUGAAAGUUUAUAGCACAAAAUAUAGAAAUGCUUCCCGCAUGCUGGGUGAUCAGUUAGCUCUUGCUUGGGUUGUGAUGUCAAAACCUCAUUUUGAUGCCAGAAGGUUUUCCAAAGCACUUGCUUUCUCUGAAGAUAUUGGGGGUACUUCAGUAUUGUUCUUACCUUGUUCUAUGUACAAUUGGACUCCACCUGAGGGUGCUGGUCAAUUUCAUGGCAUGCCAUUGGAUGUUAAGUGA